This is a messenger RNA of Acytostelium subglobosum LB1, 1740 nucleotides long. RefSeq lists its product as hypothetical. The transcript has a single exon. NCBI's taxonomy places the organism in Eukaryota, Evosea, Eumycetozoa, Acytosteliales, Acytosteliaceae. The record is from RefSeq and is a predicted model, not a curated record. Bases 1 to 1740 code for a protein of 579 amino acids.
AUGUCGAUGCUGUCUAUUGAUAGCAGCUUCUACUCGAGAGCGACAACAAUCAAUCUGGCAGUACAUCGCAAGGCUGAAGGCGAUGACAGUUUCGAUAGGUUGGCACUGUCCAGCAGCAGUAGCAGUGACAGCAACAACAGUGAUCUGUACUCGGACAGCGAUGAUCAUCCAGCCAACAACAACAAUACAAACUCAAAUACACCACAACCGCCACAAGCUAACCAGAUCCAGUCGUCCGCGGACACAGGACUGGAAACACCUCGCGAAGUCCUAUACAGUGGAAACAGCACAGAUGAACAUACAGCCACUGCCACACAUACAACUGCCACAGCUCCAACCACUACCAUUAUGACCGGAAACACAUUGACAACAAACAAUGCCGACAGCCUCAAUCAACCAUCGUUCAACGAGCUGAGCAUAACAUGCGACACAUUGACAGAGACCGACGACGAAAGCUUUGGCGACAUUGAUCUGGACAGUUGCGACGACGACGACGACAAUGACGAUGACAAUGACGACGAACUCACAGAGGUCUAUAUGGACAGAGAGCAGAAGCAGCAACAGGGAGCACAAACAACAGAGUUCCUUGCCACACUCACUCCCCAUCAGCAGCAUCAGCUGAACCUGUUGCAAGACCUAUACAAUCAGAGUUCGAGAAGAAUGCGCGAGGGAAGGUCGCCCUCACUGCCGCCUGUUGAUUGUCCCAACGGAGGAGGUCGCACUCAAGGCUCGGGUUCGCCACGCCUCUGUGACUCGUUCAGGAUAUCACCUUUGGAAGGAAGUCCAAACACUCAGCCACUGUCACUGUCAUACUCUAGCAACUGGUCCGACUGCCAUUCCCCGCAGUCCCUGCAUUGUCUGGCGUGUGUCCCCACACCUCUCUCUUCAUCUAUUCAGAACGACUCAACACUUGGCCAAUCGAUCAGCAGCAGUAGUAAUAAUCCAUUGUUGUCAAGCAGUUUCAAUAGUAUAUCAAUGUGCGGCGUCAACAACCAUGCGGCAGUCGACUCGCCAUUGAAUGUUUCGCCAUCAACAACGCCAAGAAGUCUCAAUUGCUCAAACUACACCAUACUACCACCUAGCAACGCUAAGCCACAAGGCAAGGCCAGCAUGAUCAGUUCAAUACUUAAGCGUGGCAAGAAGCGCCUUGCAACAAAGUUUAGCAACAACAAUCAAACCAACAAUGGCGCCAACAACAGUCACAGCCACAACAACAACAUCUCUGGCAAUCACAAUGGCAACAACAAAGAUUACAAUAACAUCAAUAACAUGUCUGGCAGUGGCAUCAAGUAUUUCGAUAAUCCCUUCGAUCCAUCGCCAACAACAUCAAUAACAACAUCAUUAUUGGAGCCUACACCAUCAUAUGUUCAAGUGUAUCGUGGCAUCACUGGAGAGAGCUGGCGAGUCAAGGUAUAUCCAUCGACCACCGUGACCGACCUGAUAUCAAUGCUACUGAGCACGACCACAAUCGAUCCAUCAACACUCACUCUAUACAUCACAAAGUCACUCAACGACUCAUCACUGGGCAGCAGUGGCAGUCUUGGACAUCACAGCGAGAUGGGCAAGCCAGCCGAGCGACAACUACACAAUGAUGAGAAGAUCCUCAAGGCCCAAAGGAAAUGGUCCAGCUCAUCUGUAUUUAUAUUAAAGACAUCGAGUAUGUAUAACAAUCAAGACACGUCAAUGGACUGUCGGUGGCCAUCCACUAACCUCCAACUCAUCAACUACAACAGGGAAUAG